AAACGUUUGCCGACAUCAGUCGACACGCAAGUAUAUGUACAAUGAAUUGGUUUUAUCAAGUGUUGUGUGCUAUGGCGCAGCAGAAGAGAGGAUGACAAAAGGAGACGGAAAAUACACGGACCCUCCUGACGUGUGGAGCGACGCCAGGACACCAGGGGAGACACAGUUAAGAGGUCUAGUGUCAUCUUUGCUUGAGCGGAUGGAACGCCAGGAGACCAGACUUCGGCAGUUAGAGAGGACAGUCAGUGAUCAUGUGGAGGAUUUGAAACUAAAGGAUAUACGGAUACGUCAUUUGGAGCGGGAACUUCAAGAACUGAAAAUAGCUUCCAAUCCGAUUCUCGGAAAAGUGGACAAACAUCUGUCCAAUGUUUCCGCUCUCUACGCAAAUCCUUCUUCUCCUCGAGAGACCUCCAGGAAUUCGAACACUUCUAAACAGGCGCCUGAAGGAAACUCGCCCAAAGAAACGCCAACGAAAUCCAUCAGAGUGUCACCCGUCGAUCCCAGUAGGCCGAGUGCAUUUAGCGUAUCUCUGAGUAAGAAUUUUGUGUCACAUUCCGGAAUGAUUAUACUAUUUGAUGAUGUUCUACUGGAUACAAACGGUAACUAUAACAAAGGAGAUGGGAUUUACCAAGUUCCAUCCAGCGGAGUGUACGUAUUCACAUGGGUUAUGACUGGAGAAUUGACGGAAUGGUUAUCCACAGAGCUUGUUGUCAACGGGUCAUCACGCGGGUCAACAAUAACCAACACUAACCUUGGGUCUGCGUAUGAUUGCUCCACCGGUGUGAUCUUAACAUCGGUCAGCGCUGGAGAUCAUGUCUUUAUUCGGUCGGUGAGAGGCGGAACAGUGCGAAGCGUUCCCCACCAUAGUACUUCGAUGUUCUCAGGGUGGCGUCUAUCCUAGAUCCAUAUUUCAGAGUCCAAAUAUCAUAAGUAAUAUAAUGCCCUUCAAGUUUGCCAUUUUACUCUUGAUAUUUAUUAAAACGGUAUUAUUUUUGUU
Pecten maximus is the source of this 997-nucleotide messenger RNA. RefSeq names its product complement C1q-like protein 4. Gene Ontology annotation, molecular function: protein binding. Lineage: Eukaryota; Metazoa; Mollusca; Bivalvia; Pectinida; Pectinidae. The record is from RefSeq and is a predicted model, not a curated record. Bases 35 to 901 code for a protein of 288 amino acids. The transcript is spliced from 3 exons.